Pseudogymnoascus verrucosus is the source of this 2346-nucleotide messenger RNA. RefSeq lists its product as uncharacterized. The transcript has 3 exons. The record is from RefSeq and is a predicted model, not a curated record. Lineage: Eukaryota; Fungi; Ascomycota; Leotiomycetes; Thelebolales; Thelebolaceae. The coding region runs from base 1 to 2346 and encodes 781 amino acids.
AUGGACGCCGUUACACCAGUCCGGACACGGGCCUCGAUACCGUCCAGUUCUUUAAGCAAAAGCGAGGAGGAAAUAGUAAAGAAGUUGCAUUCCAAUCCAGAGCGCCUUUCAUCUGGUGAGCUGGCAAAGACACUGCUGAGCACCUUCAACAAGAACUUGGGGAAGUUCUCGUUUGCAAGAACGUUUCAAGCAUAUUUGAAAUGGCUCGAGGCCCAACGCCGUGCACCACAAACGACAAUCAACUAUAACUGGAAGAAUGUCGUCAUGCAAUGGGCUCAGAGUUUGAAGGCCAGAGAUGUUAGGCUCAAAGAUCUGGUUCUCGAGGUUGAGCAUUGGAAAAGGACCCAUGGACCGUUUCAAGACUCAAAAACCGAGGUGAAUCCAAGAUACCCACCAACCAUAGAAGAGUUGGAGACUGCAUACAAUAUGGAUUUGAGACCUCAUAGCGCCAGAAGCCCUCCAUCUGUCCCUCCAAUGAGAAAGGGGGAUCGCCAUCUGCCUGUGGAACCUAGACGUGGCCACAGAGGACCAGAACCCAACACGCACGAGGCCAUCAAGUCUCCAGCGAAGCACUAUUUGUCCUCGCCUAACAAUUCGUCAGUCCUUGCAAGCGCACCGGGUGGCACAAUUGGUCUGUUUGUUAUGAAUGUUGGGAACUACUCAAACAAUGAAGUGGUCGAAAUCUUCCAUCCUGAUACCCGACAUACUGUCACACGACUGGAAGCGUGGUUGACAAACAGAACUGUGCAUUUUCGAACAAUUGAAGACAGGGACCGGGCUUAUGACCUUCUUCCAGAUGACUUGAAGGACCGGAAAGAGAAAGACCUUACACGCCCACUUGUUAAGAUAUACGCGGGCAGAGGAACCAAGCAAUGGUCAGACACCAGCAGCGGACAUGCAGCCAGCCCUGAGAAAACAUUGAGGCGGCUUGGUGGCAAUAAAUAUGAACCCGAGGAAGUUGGUCUUUACUUUAUAAACACCGGGAGAUAUUCGAGGAAAGAUGUGGAAAGGCUCUUCAGGGAGAGAGAUAUUUCAAACAUUGUCGGCGUCGAACGGUUGAGUAAAUCCGACGUGGUUGUGUGGUUCCCAUCCACCUAUCUCCGGGACAAGGCUUUGGAACACCUGCCCUCCUACUUGAAAGAUGACAAUGAAACAUCACGCAAAACUUCACUCUUCGUGGUGCUUUUCAACCCAAGGGUGCAUGGCAAGCAUCCAGCAAGUCGCCUUCGGGAGAGGCAAAUCAACGUGCCUGACAAAUUCUACAACAGAGGAGCUGAUAAGAACGAAAGCCGAGUUGAAACCUCCGUUGCAACUAAACACGGUCGUAUUUCACGUUGGGGGCAUAUUCGCGAUGAAAACGAUGGGUAUCGACUCCCAGAUAGAACGCUCGGCGAUGAUGGACGCCUCUCAAGAUACGAAUCUACCAACAACUCGAGCCCUGAGUUCAGCCGCCAUAAGGAAACAUCAUUCAAUAAGCCAAAAAUCCCAGCCUUUUCUCCAAUUCGACACAAUGAAGAGAGAAAAAACGGAUAUUUGAAUGAUGAGGAACGUAUGACGUGGGAACAGGACCAAGGGGAUGUUUUCGCUGGGAUGUGGUUGGAAAAGCUCACUGGGGAGAUUAUGGAGCAAAGAAGCAAACUAGAGAACCCAACCCACUACAAUGCUUACAGCGAAGAAGAGCCAGUCGAAAAAGAGGCGUUACGACAUGCAGCUCAACUUGUCAACGAGAUUGGCAAUGCCAGGGCUGGAUUGAAGCGAUCCAGAAGUCCAGACCCCAUCGAUUAUAGAGAGGACAUGGUCGUUUAUUCUAAACGCACCAAGCUCGAAAAUGACUCUUCCGGCCAUAUUGACGGUUUUGAGGGAGAUCUAUCUGAUGGCGAUGCCCUUGGUUUGAGUACGCUUGGUCUCGGCAGAGUGAAGCGCCUCAAUGCACUUCACAUGUGGGAUCUUCUUGACAAUUCCAAGCGCCUGGAAGAACAUGCCCAAAGUGAGACGAGCAAUUCAAAUGAAAACAGUGCAAUGGUGGAGGAGGCCUCGGAUGGAGACAGUGAUGGCGAGGACGAGGAGGCAGAAUUCGACGACGACGAGGCAGAAUUCGAGGACAGGAAGGAAGAAUCCGAUGUCCAACGGCCUAACAAUGAGUUAGAAACUAUCUCAAGCCCAGACGACGGUUGGUGCUCAUCCCGAGAUUACUGGGCUGGAUCUUCGGAUGGCUCUAAUUCUUCCGAGCUUGAGGAAGGUGCCAGUGCCCAAGUGGAUCUACCAGGCGCUGUGGAAAUGAGCGACACCGAUGUCAAGUCAGACCCUGAGAUGGCAUACAGUAGCCCGGAGACACCAUCAGAGUAA